GUGCCGGUGGGGCAAGAUGGCGGUGGCGGUGGCGGUUGGGGCUGUGAGACGGGCAGCGUUGACGGUGACGGUGACGCUGGGCCGGGCGGCGGGGUGGGGGGGCCGGCACCGGUGGCUGCUGCUGGCGGGCGGCGGGAGGCCGGGGCUGACGCUGCCGCUGACGGCGCCUGUCCGCGGGCUGCGUGAAGUUAUCCGGGUACGGGAUGAGCAGACCACCACGAUUGAAGGAAAGAUCGUGAAAUCGGCAGAUGCCUCUGAACCUCCAAACCUCUUGGGGCAGUGCCCGAUCUGCAGGUGGAAUCUGAAACACAAGUUUAACUAUACAGAUGUGCUGUUGCUCAGUCAGUUCAUACGAUCAGACGGUGGGAUGCUGCCACGCGGAAUCACAGGACUAUGCUUUGAGGAGCAUAAAAAGAUUGAAAUCUGCGUGAAGAUGGCUCACCGAUCAGGCUUGUUGCCAGACCAUAAACCAACCCUGCCAGAAGGUCAUGUUCGGAGAAAACAGAAGCCUCACUUAAACAGAUAUUUAACUCGGUGGUCGAUUGAAUCAGUGAAGCCCAUUUGGAAGAAAGGCCUCAAGUGGUGUAAGGUACGCAUGCCCGUGGGAGAUCCAAUAAUGAAGAACAACGUUGUCUAUGGGAAGAAGCACUGUUUCAUGAAGCACUGAUGUGGAGGCUGACUAACCCAAGCCUCUUGCUGCUCAGCGUCACAGCAACUGCACUCCCUUGUGUCUCUGCUUGCCGUGAACUUUUAUUGAGAAACAGACACGAGCAAGCAGAUUGAAACAACAUUUAUUCGGACCCAGAGGGUUUGUUGUUAUUAAAGUGUACACUUUACAGGGGACGGGGAUGUCAUCUGUAAUUUGAUUAAAGCAAAGAAGAAUUGACCAA
Amblyraja radiata (thorny skate) is the source of this 890-nucleotide messenger RNA. It is a transcript of the gene mrps18a, whose product is annotated as mitochondrial ribosomal protein S18A. Gene Ontology annotation, cellular component: mitochondrial small ribosomal subunit; ribosome. The transcript is spliced from 6 exons. Gene Ontology annotation, molecular function: structural constituent of ribosome; small ribosomal subunit rRNA binding. The record is from RefSeq and is a predicted model, not a curated record. Lineage: Eukaryota; Metazoa; Chordata; Chondrichthyes; Rajiformes; Rajidae. The coding region runs from base 17 to 667 and encodes 216 amino acids. Gene Ontology annotation, biological process: mitochondrial translation.